AUGGGUACCCCGGCGUUUUGUCUUGGUUUUGAUCCAGUUGUGAACUCAUACAAAUUGCUCUUGGUAGAUCAAUGUCGACGUCGUGACAAGUGUCAGAUUCUGACCAUUGGAAAGGAUUCCACCUGGAGAGAUAUUGAUCGAACUCCUGUGGAUAUAGAGUUUUAUGGACGAGGUAAUUACUCAGAAGGAGCUCUUUACUGGAACAACCACAACGUAAUCGUAGCUUUUGAUCUUGUUCAGGAGAAGUUCCAAUCACUUGCCGUGAAACCGAAUGUAAUGCACUCUUUGGAGAGUUUUGGGCCUAUGGCCGUACUAUCUGGGGGCGAGUUUAUUAUAAGAUAUAACUACAAGACGAGAAGUUCUCCAGCUUCCGGAGAGAUGGGGGCGGCGAAGAAAGAGACUUGGAGUGACCUGCAGGUUAUAAGAUGCGGAAACUAUAGACAUUUCCCUACGGGACUAUUUCCCGAUGGAAAGAUACUGCUACAUGAUCAUUUAGCAGGUCGCUAUUACUUGUUCGAUCCAAUCGACAAGGAAACCAAGAUGAUUGUAAUGGAAAAUCCUGCCCUAAGCCUCCAACAUAUUUAA
This is a messenger RNA of Oldenlandia corymbosa var. corymbosa, 585 nucleotides long. NCBI's taxonomy places the organism in Eukaryota, Viridiplantae, Streptophyta, Magnoliopsida, Gentianales, Rubiaceae. The record is from the annotation of a GenBank genome assembly.